GAACGCAACGAGACGGCGAAGACGAGACGAGAGACGAGGCGACGAUCCAAUUACAAGUAGCCAUCACCUUCGCCUCCAUCCAUGGCGCCCUCCUCCCCACCCCGCCUGAUCCUGCCCGGUGGGCACCACCACCCCACGCCCACACCCACCAAGUACUCCUCCUCCUCCUCCCUCCUUCGCACACCGCAGCAGCAACUCCAGUAGCAACUAGUCGUCUCGUCGGUCGACGGUCGCAGGCGCAGCAAGCUAGCUAGCUACCCUCUCCUGAAUUCUCUCUCUCUCUCUCCCCCCAAUCCCGACCACCGCAGAAGCUACCGCGCUUCCGGCUCCGGUAGGCCGACCGUACCGGCGUCAGCGUGCUCAAGUAGUCUCUAGCUAGCUACAGCCAUGGGGUGCGUGUGCUCCAGGAGGUUUCGGGACGAGGCGGCGCCGCGCUCGGUGCAGCCGCUGGCGGUGGCCUACGAGGCGCGGAGGGGGCGGUACGGCCCCGGGGACUACGACUCCGGCGAGCUCGCCACCCCGCCGCCCAAGGUCCUCCCCUCACACAAGGUAUCAGAAACAGGUACACUUUUAGGAAGAGCCAGCAUUGCUGCUGUUGAGGUGUUAGAUACCCUCGGGAGUAGCAUGACAAAUUUAAAUCAUGGCAGUGGGUUUCUCUCAGGAGGAACAAAUCGAGGCAAUAGAGUCUGCAUUUUAGCAUUUGAAGUCGCGAACACAAUAGCUAAAGCUUCCAAUUUGUGGAGAUCAUGCUCUGACGUGAGUAUAAAGGAACUAAAGGAAGAAAUAUUGCAUUCAGAUGGAGUGCAAAUAUUGGUCUCCUCAAAUUCCAGUGAGCUAUUGUAUAUUGCUUAUGUUGACAAAAGGGAUGAACUUGCCAUCUUUGCAAGAGAAGUAAUUCGAUUUGGUAACCUGUGUAAGGACCCAACAUGGCACAACUUAGGACGCUAUUUCGACAAGUAUGCUUCUGAGAAAUUAACAACAGAUUUUACACCUCAGGAUCAUUCAAAAGAGCGCAUGGAAACUACUAUCCAACAAUUGAUCAAUUUGGCUCAAAAUACUUCUGAGCUCUACCAUGAAUUGCAUGCAUUGGACAGAUUUGAGCAAGAUUUCCAAAGAAAAUUUCAUGAAGAAGAGUCUGUGCCAGCAGCCAGACGUGAAAGUGUUAUGAUCUUACAUAGUGAACUAAAGCGCCAGAGAAAGCUUGUGAAAAAUCUCAAGAAGAAAUCCUUGUGGUCUCGAACUUUAGAGACGAUUGUAGAGAAGCUUGUUGAUAUUGUCAUAUUUUUACAUAAGCAAAUCCGGGAUUCAUUCAGCGAAGCUGUUCUUGUAGGUGCUGAGUUCUUCAAUUCAGAGCAAGUUCAGAACAAAAGACUAGGUUCCUGUGGUCUAUCAUUACAUUAUGCGAACAUAAUAAAUCAGAUCGAAAAUAUAGUUUCUAGACCACUCUCUCUUCCUCCUAGUGCUAGGGACAAUCUGUACCAUGGUCUGCCAGUAACAGUGAAGUCAGCUCUGAGAUCACGAUUGCAAUCAUCUAAUACCCAAGAAGAGCGCACUGUAGCUCAAAUCAAAGCUGAAAUGCAGAAAACUCUUCGCUGGAUCCUCCCGAUUGCCGAAAAUACAAUAAGAGCACAUCAAGGUUUUGGAUGGGUCGGCGAAUGGGCAAACCUUGGAUGUGAAAUGAACAAGAAAUCAGGCUCCCAGCUCAGUGUCACCCGCGUCCAGACACUUCAUUAUGCCGAUAAGGCGAAGACCGAGCAAUUCAUGCUCGAUCUGGUGGUGCUGCUCCACCAUUUGGUUGUCCAGGUGAAGAACAGAGGCUACGGGAGCAAGUCUUCGAAGCACGACCCGUCCCGAUCCCGCAAGGGCCUGGAUCUGCAGCCCGAAUCCAAGCUCAACACAUCUCCUGUGAACAUUGCCACAUACUCGAGCCCACUGUCGGACUCGGAGCGCGAAACGCUGGAUCAUCUGAGCUUCAAGAGGACAGGCUAUGGCAGGAGCAAGAGCUGCGAGCCUCCACCCAACAGAGGGAAGAAGGCACACCGGUGCUGGGAUCCAUGCCGGAGCCACGGCAGCUCGCCGGCAAGGGAAUUCGGCAGGAACUCAGCUUCAGAACUUGACAACAAGAUGGAUCUGGAUGUAAUAGAUGGCUUAGACAGACUGACUUCUUACCACCCAACAUCUCCUACAUUUUGUUAGAUAUGUGCUGCACAAAGAAACUAGGUAUUCUUUUGGUGUUUCCUCGGGUUGAUUGAUCGUAUAUCUUGUAAAUGAGUGUGAUCUCAUCUACCUAUAUAUUCUCUUACUUGUACAUAUACAUAUACAUAUAGCUUAGUAGUA
Messenger RNA from Oryza brachyantha (malo sina), 2337 nucleotides. RefSeq names its product protein PSK SIMULATOR 1-like. The record is from RefSeq and is a predicted model, not a curated record. NCBI's taxonomy places the organism in Eukaryota, Viridiplantae, Streptophyta, Magnoliopsida, Poales, Poaceae. The coding region runs from base 388 to 2196 and encodes 602 amino acids. The transcript is spliced from 12 exons. Gene Ontology annotation, biological process: positive regulation of growth.